AUGCCCAAGUUUGUCCCUCGCCAGCGAAAGCAGAAGCACAGACAGAAUGAGGCCGCGAAAGCUGCUCCGGUAGACACCAAUGUCUCCGAAAUCCAGCCCGCCUCCAAAAGUGAGAGGGAAGCGAGACGCCAAAAUCUCAGAGAAGAAUUGAGAUCGCAACAUGAGCACGUUUCUGCUAAGAAGCAGAAGCGUCUUGAUAAAUACAUUGAAAACAAACUCAAGAAAGAAGAGAACCUCGAACUCUUGAAGAAACUCGCGCAGCAGAAAGUCGAUACCUCCAGUCUUCAGAGCUCUAGAGAGAUUGGGAAACGCAAGCGACAGGAUGACUCGACGGCCAAGUCCCUUGAAGCGAAUGAAACUCCCGCCCAACGCGUCCAACACUCCCAACACGACCUCUCCGGCGACGAAACAGACGAAUCGGACCUCAAACUUAAAGCAGGCCUGGCGAUAGAAACAAGGGUUGAAGAUGAGCCGAAACCGCAGGAGCCAGCAGUAAUCGGAAGUGGAUUGAAGCGCCCUCUUGAAGUCGGAUCGGACGGAUUCCCAUUACUCAAGAAGCGCAAGCGGGUGCCAAAGGUAAAACCAGCGGCUGCAGCGGAGGAAGUGCCAUGGGAGGGAUUUGACUCUGAGGAGGAAGAGGAUAGCGAUGAUGAGGAAGAUGAGUCGGAUAGUUCCGAGGGCGAAAGUGAAGAUGACGAAUCAGAGGGCGACGAGGAGGGCAGCGACGAAGACGAAGACGAAGACGAAGAAGAAGAUAACGACUCGGGCUCAGAUGCUCCACCACGCCGGUCUGCGUUCAAAGCAUGGGCACAGCAAGUGAUUAAUGAAAACGUGGGAUUCACACCGACUACAGGACCGGUUGAAGUACCCGAAGUGCCGGAAGCAUUUGAACCUCCACGCAAAGAGGCGAAAAACACAGUCGAAAUGGAGGAACCCCUACCCGCCGAGCUGCAAGUCACGACAGGAGACCCCAACCGGAAAGCCUUCAGUGUCCCAGUUGAUCGCCCGGAAGAGAUACAAAACGCACGUUUGGGAUUGCCGGUUGUGGGUGAGGAACAGAAGAUCAUGGAAGCCAUCCACAACAAUCCAGCCAUUGUCAUUUGGGGAGCUACUGGUAGUGGUAAAACGACGCAACUGCCGCAGUUCCUGUUCGAAGCUGGCUAUGGCAACCCCGACAGCCCUAACCCAGGCAUGAUUGGCGUGACUCAGCCUCGUCGUGUCGCUGCCGUUAGUAUGGCAAAGCGCGUUGGCGAUGAGUUGGGCCAGUAUUCGAAACAGGUUUCUUAUCAGAUCCGGUUCGAAAGCACAGCAAGCAGCAAGACCGCUAUCAAAUUCAUGACCGAUGGUAUUUUGCUCCGUGAGAUUGCGGAGGACUUUGCAUUGCUCAAAUACUCUAUCAUCGUCAUUGAUGAAGCACACGAGCGAAGCGUCAACACGGAUAUUCUCAUCGGUAUGAUCAGCCGUAUCGUGGAAUUGCGAAAGAACAUGAUGCAAGAGGACCCAUCUGUCAAGCCAUUGAAACUUGUGGUCAUGUCUGCGACGUUGCGAAUUUCAGACUUCAUGCAGAACCCAAGCCUUUUCCGCCAUGGGGCACCUCCUCUCGUUCAGGCUGAAGGCCGUCAGUAUCCUGUCACUGUACACUUCGCCAGACGAACACACCGUGACUAUCUUGAAGAGGCAUACCGAAAGGUAUCACGGGGACACCGGAAGCUACCACCUGGAGGCAUGCUUGUGUUCUUGACCGGCCAGAACGAGAUUAGACAGGUCUCCAAGCGGUUGAAACAGGCAUUCAAGCCUACGCAACGGGGUGAGGUCGCCCAGGCGAAGGUCCAGAUUUCUGCCAACGAUGCCCCUAUCGAGGCUGAAGAUAUGGAACUUGGGGCUACAGAGAUGGCCGCUCCGGGCAACAUGGAGGACGACGACAGCGAUCUGGAGAUCACUGGUCUCGACGAUGAUCCCGAGGAAGACGAAGACUUCAACCUGGGUGAGGAGGCAAUGGACGCUUCAACAAAGGUUCAUGUGUUGCCACUGUACUCGCAACUCCCUACAAAGGAGCAACUCAAGGUGUUUGAGACUCCACCGGAAGGCUCACGACUCAUUGUUCUCGCGACCAACGUGGCGGAAACCAGUCUUACAAUCCCUGGCAUCAAGUACGUGUUCGACUGCGGACGAGCCAAGGAGAAGCAGUACGACCUGUCGACAGGUGUGCAGCGCUUCCAAAUCGACUGGAUCAGCAAAGCCAGCGCAAACCAGAGAGCUGGUCGUGCUGGUCGUACAGGACCCGGUCACUGCUACAGACUCUACUCGUCAGCUGUCUACGAAGGCGAGUUUGCCGAAUACACUGACCCAGAGAUCUUGCGGACGCCAAUUGAGGGUGUCGUGCUGCAGAUGAAGAGCAUGGGUCUUCACAAUGUCAUCAACUUCCCGUUCCCUACACCCCCCAGCCGUCAAGGAUUGGCAAAGGCCGAAAAGUUGCUGAAGAACCUUGGAGCCCUCUCGUCCAGUGGCCAGAUUACCCCGAUUGGACACCGGUUGUCCACCUACCCGCUGUCACCGCGAUUCAGCAAGAUGCUGCAUAUCGGUCAUCAGCAUGGUUGCAUGCCCUACGUCAUUGCGCUCGUUGCGGCAUUGGCGGUGGGAGAUCUGUUUGUGCCGGGGAAUCAAAUUGACCCAACUCCAUCAAAGAAGGAGGAGAAUGAUGACGAUGACGAAGACGUAAAGAAAAAGAAAAAGGUGUACACAAACCAAGACCGUCUAGAAGACACAGCGCGGGAACAGCGCCACAAAGACUUCUCCCGAGCGCACCGUCUGUUCGGCAAACACGAUGAUACCUCAGACAGUCUGAAAUACCUCUCCGCCAUCUGCGCCUACGGCUACGCAUCCGACGGCGAUGCCUUCGCUGAGCAGAUGUUCCUCCGUGCCAAGGCAUUCAAGGAAGCAACCCAACUCCGCAGCCAACUUACCGACAUUGCCCGCAACAACAACCCCGGCAUCGUCCCCGCCUACACACCUCGCCUUCCUGAACCAUCCGAUAAACAAAUCAAAGCUCUCAAGCAAAUCGUCACAGCGGGUUUCAUCGACAACAUCGCUAUCCGCGCAGACCUCGCCCCGGUCCCGCCGGAGAUGCACCGUACCCCGAAACGCGCUAUCGAUGUGCCCUACCUCACCCUCUUCAAGUCUCGCGAGGGACCUGCAACAGAACUCCAAGAGAAAGCCGUCUACGUGCACCCUACUUCGCUACUAGCAUCUCUCUCUCCGAAGGAAAUGCCGCAGUACGUCAUCUACUCGCAUCUGCAGCAGUCCGCGCCGAGCCUUGUAUCCGCGGACCAGACACCCAAGGUGCGGAUGUAUCCGCUCGUCGCACCCAGUGGGUUGCAGCUAGCUGCGAUCGCCCACGGGACGCCGCUGCUGGAGUACGGAAAGCCGAUUGGGAAGAUCGAGUUGUUGGAGGGAAGCAUGCCUCCAAAACGGGCCUGCUGGGUUGUGCCGUCGCUGGUAGGCGAGGCGGGUGGUAUGGGGUGGCCGUUGCCUGCCAAGAAGGUAAUUCAAAAGAAGGAUCCCAAGGGAGGAUGGGUCAUUGAAAAGUUUAGCACUUAA
This is a messenger RNA of Aspergillus glaucus CBS 516.65, 3597 nucleotides long. RefSeq names its product ATP-dependent RNA helicase ECM16. The record is from RefSeq and is a predicted model, not a curated record. Gene Ontology annotation, biological process: maturation of SSU-rRNA from tricistronic rRNA transcript (SSU-rRNA, 5.8S rRNA, LSU-rRNA). Gene Ontology annotation, molecular function: RNA binding; ATP binding. The transcript has 2 exons. Lineage: Eukaryota; Fungi; Ascomycota; Eurotiomycetes; Eurotiales; Aspergillaceae. Gene Ontology annotation, cellular component: intracellular anatomical structure; nucleolus. Bases 1 to 3597 code for a protein of 1198 amino acids.